Caenorhabditis elegans is the source of this 3472-nucleotide messenger RNA. RefSeq names its product RNA helicase (gene ddx-19). The coding region runs from base 10 to 3078 and encodes 1022 amino acids. Lineage: Eukaryota; Metazoa; Nematoda; Chromadorea; Rhabditida; Rhabditidae. The record is from RefSeq and is marked reviewed. Gene Ontology annotation, molecular function: hydrolase activity; ATP binding; nucleic acid binding. The transcript is spliced from 14 exons.
AGAUCGAAAAUGGCUGAUUGGGGUAUUGCAUUCGACGAGCAGUGUCGAUCGGAAGGGCUUGAAGUGCCAGAAAAGACCGAAAAGGUGCAAUCAGGCUCGGAAAUGGAUCAAAAUGAAGAGAAUAAAGGAUCAAAUGGAUGGGGAAUUAGCCGAGGAGGCAUGUUCGGCGGACCAAAAGCCAGUAAUGCUCCACCACCUCAAACUUCAUUCGGAUCAACUUCGGGAACCCGUGUUGGUGGUUCAUUCGGAGGCCAAGCAGGGGUGGAUGGCCGUGGUGCACCACUUGGUUCAGCAGAAGAACUCAUUGGAGGAGGUAAUAUAAUUUCUGUUGGAAUUCACAAAGAAAAACCUGCAUGUAAACGUGGUGGAGGCUUUGGCACUAACCGCAGCAUGGCACCUUGUCCACCAGCAAUAAUUAAGAAUAACCAUGAAGGAGGACGUUUUGGAGUUUUAGCCCCGAGAACGCUGAGUGGAUCGAUUCCGCAAACUUCUACGAAUCUUGAAGAUUCUACACCAAAGACAUCCACUGGAGGACGUUUUGGAGCAUCAAUCUCUCAAGGUGGAGCAUUCGGUGCAAAAACACAAUCAUCGAGCGUUGCUCCGUCUGUUGGUGGAGGAUUUGGAGUGAAAUCUCCGAAUAUUGUCAGCAACGAUAUGCCUAAAGUUCCGGUAAUGAAAUCGGUUGGUGGCGGAUUUGGUUCAUCUAUGAAGUCACCAGCGACAACCGGAGGAAGUUUUGGUUCCUCUACAGUUGUAGCAUCUAUUCGUUCAGAAGAAAGUUUUGGAAUCAAGUCUUCCGCUUCGGCUGGAGGGUCUUUCAACAGCUCUUCGGCAUCAGCAUCCCAAUCGAGAACUGUGGCUAGCUUUGGAUCGAAACCAUCAAACGAGAAUAUCUCUAGCAAUUCUUCUGCACUUUCUUCAUCUUCAAGCUGUUUUGCAGCAAAACCAACUUCUACUUCAGCUGGAGGAAGUUUUGGAAACCAACCGUCUAGUUUCUCAUCGAAGCCGUCAUUUGGUGGUGCCUUCGGAGCUUCAACAUCCGUCACAGGAAGUUCUUCGAUGGGAGGAUCUUUCGGAAACAAGUCCACAAAAGUUCCAGAUGUUGAAAGCCUAUCACCACCAGAAAUCUUAAGAAACCCAUCAAAUACCUCAGGCGGUGCUUUCGGAUCGAAACCAUCUUUUGCUGCUUCAUCGUCUGAACUUCCUGCCAAUAAGCAUGUCGUCGGUGGAGGUUUCGGUAGAUCAACUGCUCCAACGGUCAAUACCUCAGUUGGUAAUGAGUCUGGGCGUCUGCCUUUCGUAGAAACACGAAAUCCGAAUACUGAACAAGAAACAUCGAGCUCCGUCAGACCAUAUGGAGCGAAUUUCAAUUCAAAAUCCGAACCUGCUCAAAAGAAUCCAUUUGGCGGAAAUUCAAGCUCUACCAAACCAGAGUUCAAGGAAAAUGAAAUGAAGAACUCGAGUGUUCCAAUCAUGCCAGGACAAUCACAACCAAUGAGAGGAGGAUUCCAAGGAGCGUACAGAGGAGGACGUGGAUCAGGCGGAGGGCAAAUGGAUUUCGGCGCCCCCGGUCAAGGACAAUCUAUGGGACGUGGAAGAGGACAACAAAAUCCAGCUUUUGUUCCACGACCAAGAGAUACACCACCUCAGUACGGUGGACACCAAGCUGCACAACAAUUUGUGAAACCGGAUUCGAAGUACAAGUUCACGAAACCGGCAACAGAAGAAGCUCAUGAACAAGUUCCAGUUCCAGCAGAUAUUGCUUUGCUAAAUAAGUUCAUUCAAAAGGAGGUGAAGAUGAUGAAAGACGUUGUCGUUGACGUGCAAAGACAAGACCCAAAAUCUCCUUUGUACUCAAUCUCAUCCUUCCGUGAACUUCGUUUAAAACCCGAAGUACUCAAGGCUCUUGACACGAUGAAUUUCCAGUUCCCAACUAGAAUUCAAGAAACAGCUUUACCACUUCUUCUUAUGGAGCCACCAUCCAACCUUAUUGCUCAAGCCCAAUCCGGUACCGGAAAAACUGCUGCAUUUGUGCUCACCAUGCUCUGCAGGAUUGAUGUCAAUCUGAUGUGCCCCCAGUGCAUUUGUUUGGCACCGACUCUUGAAUUGGCCAAGCAGAUCGGAGAAGUUGUUGAGAAGAUGGGAAAAUUCAUUGAUAAUUUGAAAAUUCACUACGCGAUCAAAGGAGGAAAUAUGGCUGCAAUGAGAGGACGAAAGCUUACUGAACAAAUUGUUAUUGGAACUCCAGGGAUCACUCGCGACUACCUUCAAAAGUACAAGUGCAUUGAUCCGAGCAAGAUCCGUUGCUUGGUACUUGACGAAGCUGAUGUGAUGAUUUAUCAUCAAGGAUUCACUGAUAUCUCAACUACAAUCUAUAAUAUGGUCGAAGAUGCUUCAGAUUCUGUCCAAUCAAUGUUGUUCUCAGCCACGUACGACGAACCAGUGAUCAAUUUCGCAACAAAAAUCAUCAAGAAUGCAAUUGUAGUAAUGUUGAAACGUGAAGAACAAGCAUUGCCGAACAUUAAGCAGUUCUACGUUCAAUGCGCCUGUAGAGAUUCGAAAUAUGCGGCUAUCGUCAACCUUUACAGUGGACUCGCUGUCGCCUCAUCCGUCAUUUUCUGUCACACGAAGGCUAGUGUUAUGUGGUUGUAUGAGAACAUGAGAGCAAGAGGACAUCAAGUUGAUGUUUUACAUGGAGAUAUGACUGUUGUCGAGAGAGCUGAUACGAUCAUCCAUUUCAAGCGCGGCGACUUCAAAGUUCUGAUCACGACGAACGUGUUUGCUCGUGGAAUUGAUGUAGCGCAGGUGUCGGUGGUGAUUAAUUACGAUCUUCCGAUCAAGUACACCGAUGAAGGAACUCCGAUGGUGGUGGAUGGAUUCACUCAACCUGAUUGUGAAACUUACCUCCACCGUAUUGGAAGAACUGGAAGAUUUGGAAAGACUGGUAUUGCCAUUAAUUUGAUCGAUUCAGAAGACUCGAUGAACAUGAUUAAUGUGCUCGAAAAUCAUUUCCAGAUGAAGAUCGCUCGAAUGGAUCCAUCGAAUUUGGUAGAGCUAGAAGCCAUAGAAAUGGCAUAAUCUACAACAUUUCAUACGUUUUACUGCGGGUCAGUGUUUCCCACUCCCCCAUAUACCAAUCUACUUUUUCACUUAUCAAAUACAGUUUGCCCCGAAUUUUUGCUUUCCUUGACAUUGUUGACUCUUUUCCAUUUUUUUUUAUAUUCUCAUUAUUUUAUUAACCAAGCGGAUACUUAACACUUCACCAUCAUCAUCAUCUCCUUUGUAUUUCAGUUCUGGUACGUAAAAUUCUCCAUUUUUGUUACAAUGUGUGGAGAAGGCUUUAGAAACAAAAACGGUUCUAGAUAUUCUAUUAGAGUUGAUUGUUUGUGAGUUUUCGUUUUCGCCUUUAUCUUGUUAUUUGAAUCCGAAUAAAUAUUUCCAAAAUAAACUUUUUUUGCCCGAGUUCCGGGUU